Messenger RNA from Eublepharis macularius, 2851 nucleotides. It is a transcript of the gene RIMKLB, whose product is annotated as ribosomal modification protein rimK like family member B. Bases 742 to 1902 code for a protein of 386 amino acids. Gene Ontology annotation, cellular component: cytoplasm. The record is from RefSeq and is a predicted model, not a curated record. Gene Ontology annotation, molecular function: metal ion binding; ligase activity, forming carbon-nitrogen bonds; ATP binding. The transcript has 8 exons. Lineage: Eukaryota; Metazoa; Chordata; Lepidosauria; Squamata; Eublepharidae. Gene Ontology annotation, biological process: protein modification process.
UCCCUCGCUCCGACGCGCGAGACACCCGCCGCGCUGGGCGCCUCCGUUCUCUCCCCCCCGCAUCCCUUCGCCCUGCUUCUGUGAGCGACGCGGGCGGGGUGGAGGCCCCGUUCCCGCCCUCGCUGUCUCCGCUGAGGGGAGCGCGCGCCCGUCUCUCCCCCCCUCCCCCGCGCCCCUCUUCUCCCCCCGGGGCUCCCUUGAGGCGGCGGGGGCGACCCGUGCGCACGCGCGGGGGGCGAGGAGCGGCUGGCCCCCUUUCUGGCGCGACUUCGCCUUCUGCCUCCUCGUCGCCGGGCAUCCGCGGGCCCCCCAGUCGGGGUCCUCCCCCGAGCCUGGCCUCGUAGUCUCUGGCGGAGGGAGGGCUCGCCUCGGCCGCCGGAGGAAGCCCCGGAGCAGCCCGACAGUUUUCCAGGGCAGCAGUUAGGCACCACAUAUUGGGGUACCCUGAGAAUGCAGUUCACAUGACACCGCUCCUCGAGCAGAAGGGCACUGAGGACUUGAUUGUUCUCAAGAAGGUGCUGAAGAAAGGGAGGGGAGAACAUUGAAGGCCUUUGAAAGAUAUCCCCUCAUGAAGAGGAAUUAAAGCAACAGCCCCUAAUACUGCUGCUUCUACUGCCAAGUGUCUGAUCUUUCUGUAGACAGUGAAGGAACAUGCACGACUACAGAGCAAAUACUGUAGAUCUCCUCCUAAGUGGUACCGCGCAUUCCAAGGAAGCCUAAAGUCAGUGGAACUCUUUCAAGAUGUGUAGCUCCAUUGCGCCCAGGCUGUGGUUUUUGACUGAUCGCCGUAUCAGGGAAGACUACCCCCAGCAGGAAAUCCUGAGGGCGCUUAAAACCAAGUGUUGUGAAGAGGACCUGGACUUUCGGGCUUUGGUGAUGGAUGAAGUGGUCUUGACAAUUGAGCAAGGAAACUUGGGUCUUCGUGUUAAUGGGGAGCUCAUCACUGCUUACCCACAAGUCGUCGUGGUUCGUGUGCCAACACCAUGGGUGCAGAGCGACAGUGACGUUACAGUUCUUCGCCAUCUGGAGAAGAUGGGGUGCCGGCUGAUGAACCGUCCCCAAGCCAUACUCAACUGCGUCAACAAGUUUUGGACUUUUCAAGAACUGGCUGGCCAUGGCGUGCCUCUUCCGGAUACCUUCUCCUAUGGUGGUCAUGAAAAUUUUGCCAAAAUGAUUGAUGAAGCAGAAGUUUUGGAGUUCCCUAUGGUUGUGAAGAACACACGUGGUCACAGAGGCAAAGCUGUGUUUCUAGCAAGAGACAAGCACCACUUGGCCGACCUGAGCCAUCUAAUCCGUCAUGAGGCCCCUUAUCUAUUCCAGAAAUACAUCCAGGAGUCCCAUGGCAAAGAUGUGCGUGUCAUCGUAGUGGGAGGCCGUGUAGUGGGAACAAUGCUGCGUUGCUCAACAGAUGGUAGAAUGCAAAGCAAUUGCUCACUUGGUGGCAUAGGCAUGAUGUGCUCAUUGAGUGAACAAGGCAAGCAGCUGGCAAUCCAGGUGUCUAACAUCCUGGGGAUGGAUGUCUGUGGCAUCGACCUCCUAAUGAAGGAUGAUGGCUCAUUCUACGUCUGCGAGGCCAAUGCAAAUGUAGGUUUCAUUGCCUUUGACAAGGCUUGUAAUCUAGACGUAGCUGGUAUCAUAGCGGACUAUGCCGCUUCCCUUCUUCCCCCCGGUCGCUUGAUGCGACGCAUGUCCUUGCUCUCUGUGGUAUCCACGGCUAGCGAGACUAGCGAGCCAGAGCUGGGCCCUCCAGCUAGCGCCACUGUCGAUAACAUGAGCGCUAGCUCCAGCUCUGUCGACAGCGACCCUGAAACCACAGAGAGAGAGUUGCUCACCAAGCUCCCGGAGGGUCUAUUCAACAUGAACCAGCUAAUAGCCAAUGAGAUUAAGCUCCUGGUGGAGUGAUGCCACAAACGUGUAUAUAUAUAUAUGACCAACUUUCUUGUACAUUUUUUUUAAUGACCAACUUGUAGUGCUGUUUAUCAGAAGCAACUCAUGGGGAAUAGGGAAGGGGAGAAAGAUCCAAACACGCAUGUUCUGUGAAUGCUGCUUUUGCGACUUAUUAAACUGGCAGGACAUACUUUUCAUUUGUAUUUUGGGGAGCCAAUUGCAAUACCUAGUUAAAAGCCUGUAUUUCUAGGGGUAUAAAAACCUUUCUCUUUUGUUAGGGAUGCCACUGUGAUCUUAACACCCACUGCAGAGCAUGUGUGUUCAUAGGGUACUGUUUCAGCUUGAUAUGUGCUUUCAAAGGUUGUGUUGAGCCCUCCAGAGGCAUCUGUGAACUAAUGUUUCUGCAAACCGUUCCCCCGCCUUGUUGGAGCUCAGCCCUGUAGGUUGCUGUAUGUCCCUUGCUGUAUGUUCCGUAGGAGUUGAUGGGGGUCAGGGCAGCCUCUUUUCUUCCAAAGGCACGAAAUACCAGCAUUUCCCACCCUUAGUUCACUUGGAUUUGUAGGCUGUCGAAGAGCCUACAGGGGCCUUGGAGGGCAUAGCCUUUAAAACGCUUUAGUAGGGAACGGCAUUUGUUAGUUCAGUAUGAGCUUUUGAAGCAAACCUGCAACUUCUGCCAUCUCAGUAUUAACAAAUGGGUUUGUUCCAUAUUUGUUUAUAUUUAAAAAGAAAAAAAAAGUCCUUAAAGAGAAAGAUUUUAGCGUAUGUGUGUGGAAUUUUAAUUCGGGGUGGGGCGGGGGGCGGAGAGAAAAAGAUGUGUAAAAAUUUCAGACGUGCUUAUUAUUGAUGGCAGAAGCGGCAUCUUUCCUCUUGCACGAACGGCAAAGAUAAACAGCACUGUUCAUGUUUGGUGUACAAAAUAAUGUUUAAUCCAAUGUGAAAAAGAAUUACACUAGUUUAAAACAAA